Molecule: messenger RNA, 3769 nt
Organism: Pristis pectinata (smalltooth sawfish)
Lineage: Eukaryota; Metazoa; Chordata; Chondrichthyes; Rhinopristiformes; Pristidae
Product: neutral alpha-glucosidase AB-like
Biological process (GO): N-glycan processing; carbohydrate metabolic process
Cellular component (GO): glucosidase II complex
Molecular function (GO): glucan 1,3-alpha-glucosidase activity; carbohydrate binding
Source: RefSeq, a predicted model, not a curated record
GCGGGAGGCUGAAGGUCAGGUGCGCGCUGACGUCACCAGAGCGGUUGGAGCUCGGCCGAGAUGGCGGCGCUGGCGGGCGGGAGGCUCAGCCUCCGACAGAUACUCCUGGCCUGGGUGGCUCUUUACAUUGCUCUGACAGAAGCUGUGGACAGAAGUAACUUUAAGACCUGUGAACAAAGUUCAUUCUGCAAACGACAAAGGAACAUUAAACCAGAAAAUUCUCCGUAUCGAGCGCUGCUCAACUCCUUGGAGGUGACUGAGAAAAGCAUCAAGCUGCAGCUAAUCAAUGAAGUCAAUAAGGUUCCUCUACUGCUUGAAGUGUACGGUCUGCAAGGCAACAUGACCAGGAUUAAAAUUAACGAGUUGAUUCCAUUGAAACCCAGAUACGAGGUCCAAGAUGUAUUAGUACAAGAUCCACCUACUGUACCCCUAACGGUUAUCGGGAAGGACGAAAGCAGCCUAGAGCUGGGUUUCGGCAACAACCUGUAUAAGCUGAUCAUCACCUCCAAACCGUUCAGGAUGGACAUCAUGACUGGGAACGAGCUGCUGCUCAGUAUCAACUCCCGGGGACUGAUGGUGUUCGAGCACAUGCGCAAGAGGAAGGACUCUUACACGGAAAAAAUUAGUAGCACAGUCGGUAGCAUGUGGAGUAAGAUCAAGAACGUGUUCAUUAGCGAGAAGAAAGACGAAAGUGCGGAGAGUGAGGAAGUGAAAAAGGAGCUGGAGCCUGACGAUGGCAAAACGGAUCCAGUGGGGCAGCCCGAAGACGCAGAUUCUCAAAAGGAGAGCGAGGCGACCGAGGACGAGGCUGGAAUGUGGGAGGAGACAUUUAAAACUCAUACGGACUCCAAACCCAAUGGUCCUACAUCAGUCGGUCUGGACUUCUCCCUGCCUGGCUUCGAGCAUGUGUAUGGGAUCCCUGAGCACGCUGAUAACCUGAAGCUCAAAACUACAGAUGGUGGAGAUCCAUACCGCUUGUACAACCUUGAUGUGUUCCAGUACGAGAUAUUCAACCCCAUGGCACUCUACGGGGCGGUUCCUUUAAUGCUGGCCCACAAUGUUCGCCGCACCCUGGGGAUUUUCUGGCUUAACGCUGCGGAGACUUGGGUUGACAUCAGCUCCAACACAGCCGGGAAGACCUUGUUUGGGAAGAUGCUGGACUACGUGCAGGGAGCGAAUGAAAUUCCCCAGACGGACGUCCGUUGGAUGUCGGAGAGCGGAAUCAUUGAUGUUUUCCUGCUGCUCGGGCCAUCUCCGUUGGACGUCUCCAAGCAGUACGCCUCGCUCACAGGUACACAGGCCCUCCCCCCACUAUUCGCCAUCGCCUACCACCAGUGCCGCUGGAACUACAAUGACGAGAAUGACGUGCAAACCGUGGACGCUAGCUUCGACGAACACGACAUCCCGUACGACGUCAUCUGGCUGGACAUUGAACACACGGACGGGAAGAGGUACUUCACCUGGGACCCCAACAAGUUCCCCAAUCCCAAGGACAUGCUGCAGAACCUGGCCUCGAAGAAGCGCAAGAUGGUCAGCAUUGUCGACCCCCACAUUAAGAUCGAUAGUGGUUAUAGGAUUCACAAUGCUAUCCAGUCCAAAAACCUCUACGUCAAGACAAAGGAUGGAAACGAUUAUGAAGGCUGGUGCUGGCCAGGCUCCGCAGGAUACCCUGACUUCACCAACCCUGAGAUGCGAACUUGGUGGGCCAGUAUGUUUGCUUAUGAUCAGUACGAGGGGUCCAUGGACAACCUCUACACGUGGAAUGACAUGAAUGAGCCCUCGGUGUUCAAUGGACCGGAGGUCACCAUGCUCAAGGACAACGUCCACAUGGGUGGCUGGGAGCACAGGGAUGUUCACAACCUCUACGCCUUCUACGUGCAAAUGGCUACAGCUGAGGGGCAGAUCCAGCGCUCCGGGGGCACAGAGAGGCCCUUCGUCCUCACCAGAGGGUUUUUCGCUGGUUCCCAGCGUUAUGGCGCCGUGUGGACGGGGGACAACUCUGCCGAGUGGGAGCACCUGAAGGUGUCGCUGCCCAUGUGCCUGUCCCUGGCACUGACUGGCAUCUCCUUCUGUGGAGCGGAUGUCGGUGGUUUCUUCAAGCACCCCAGCCCCGAGCUCCUGGUGCGCUGGUACCAGGCUGCAGCCUACCAGCCCUUCUUCAGAGCCCACGCCCACCUGGACACCCCCAGACGUGAGCCCUGGCUCUUCGGGGACGACAACAAGCAGCUGAUUCGGACGGUCAUUCGGGAGCGUUACGCCCUGCUGCCCUUCUGGUACACCAUCUUCUACCACGCGUACAAGACGGGAGAGCCCGUCAUGAGACCGAUGUGGGUCGAGUUCCCCGGAGAUGCUGAAACAUUCGGUCUUGAUGAGCAGUACAUGCUGGGUAACGCGCUCUUGGUUCACCCGGUCGUGGAGCAGAAUGCCCGAGGGGUGCAGGUUUACCUGCCGGGGAGCGGCCAGUUCUGGUACGACACACACAGCCACCAGCGAUACACUGGCCCGCAGAACCUGUACGUCACCGUCACCCUCAGCUCGGUAAAUCCCAGUCUACAGAGAGGAGGCACUGUCAUUCCUCAGGAACGUGUCCGGAGAUCAUCGUCCUGCAUGCAUGAUGAUCCCUACACCCUCAAUGUGGCGCUGGAUGCUCAGAACGCUGCCAAAGGGGAUUUGUUUGUUGACGACGGCCACACGUUCAACUUCGAGAAGAAGGACGAGUAUCUCCACAGGAGGUUCACCUUCGCAAACAAUUCCCUCACCUCCAGGUCUGCUACUUCCAAGGGUCACUUCAGCACCCCUGCCUGGAUAGAGAGGGUGGUUGUCCUGGGAGCAAGGAAACCCUCAGCUGUUAUCCUCAAACUUCCUGAUGGAACCGAAUCGAGCCUGGACUUCGAGCACAAAGCUGAGCCCCCAGUCCUGACCAUCCGCAAACCAGCUGUGAAUGUGGCUGCUGACUGGACGCUGUACAUCCUAUAACGGUGUCCGAUGGACUCUCCCCUCUCGCUCUCUCGGUAGGGUAGUCAGCUGUUCUAAUCGGCCCGGGACAGAAUCAUGGAUUUGAAACCUCUGCUCCUCUUGGUGUACAUUUUGAUUGAACGGAGCACCCUUGGUUUGGAAACUGCCUUGCUCUCUGCUGGCUCUUGGUUUUAGUAACCAGAACCAAGGACUCUUCCCUGUCUCUCUGCUCCUCUCUCCCCUAAUGUGGCACCAUUAAAGUUCAGAUGCUGUCCUGCUCUCUGCCAUUCCUUACUGCUGUAUGUCUUGCUUGUACACACCACCUCCCACUGGUAAUUCCCUUGGCUUUGUCUCCUCACACUGCCUUGAUGUAUGGACCAGUAACUGUACCCUCCCUUUCUCUGACUAUCCUCGCCCUUUUGCAGUUAUUUUUGUACCUUUUUAAGUGUUUUUUUUCUUGGAGAAUGAAGAUGAUCCCCAUUCUGCUCACAAACCAAUAGCAAUGCUGAAGCUGGGCUUUAGUUUCCAGGGGUCAGCCUGCCUGGUACCUUCUUGGGAAAGAAAUCUUUGGCGGACCAUUUAUCUAACUUUCCCAGGCUUGCUGCCUGCACCCAGACACGAUACUUUAACGUGGUAACGUGGCUCUGCUGUACCCCUGGAAAGUUUAAUGACCAAAUUUUGCCUGCAGGUAUUUGUGCUUCUCCUCUGAGCUGCUACCCUGAUGGAGAGAGGAGCUUGGUUGGAAAGUUUCCAACAUUUUUGGUUCUCAGUUCUCUGCACUCUCUCUGAUUCUGGGGCUAUUCCCCGCCCCCAC